Messenger RNA from Besnoitia besnoiti, 1251 nucleotides. Its product is annotated as cyclic nucleotide-binding domain-containing protein. NCBI's taxonomy places the organism in Eukaryota, Apicomplexa, Conoidasida, Eucoccidiorida, Sarcocystidae. The record is from RefSeq and is a predicted model, not a curated record. Gene Ontology annotation, molecular function: cAMP-dependent protein kinase regulator activity. The transcript has 4 exons. Gene Ontology annotation, cellular component: cAMP-dependent protein kinase complex. The coding region runs from base 1 to 1251 and encodes 416 amino acids. Gene Ontology annotation, biological process: regulation of protein phosphorylation.
AUGGCGGGCGCCACAACAGCGUAUCAAGAAUACAUCAACACCAAGCUGAACCCUGUUCUUGAGGGUCUGGUCGUUGAGGUGCUCCUGGAGCACCCCGACGACCCAGUGACGUUCAUGAUUUCAAGGCUCUGCCAAAGAGCCGGCAUUCCUGACCCAGUUGCAGGGGCGUCCAGCGGGCCGAACGAGACGGAGGAACUCAGGCAGCAGAUCAGCCUCUUGCGCGAGCAGCUGAAGAAGCUGGAGAAGGAAACCAACCACAGCACGGAGGAGACGCACGCACACGACGAGUCUGAGGAGUCCGACGACGACCACGACGAUGGCACCAUGGACGAAGAAGAGGACGAGGCGCUCACAGCCCGGUUCAAAAACCUGAACAAGAUGCGCUGCUCGGUCUCGGCCGAAGUCUACGGCGAAUGGAACAAGAAGAAAAACUUUGUCGCCCCUGUCUACGAAAAAGACGAGGAACAGAAAACCAAGCUCGAGCGGAUUUUGCGCCAGUCCUUUUUGUUUAAUCGGCUGGAGGACCGCGACCUGGCGACGGUGAUUCUGGCGAUGAAGGAGACGCGCAUCGAGGGGGGGACGCGUUUGAUCGUGGAGGGCGACGACGGCGAGUGUCUGUACGUAGUGGAGAGCGGGGAGCUGCAGUGUCUCAAGAAGAUCGACGGCGAGGAGAAGGUUGUGAAGGCAGUUGGAGCGGGCGACGCGUUUGGCGAGCUCGCGCUGCUCUACAACGCCCCGCGCGCGGCGACAGUACUGAGUGUCAGCGCCUGCGUGCUGUGGGAGCUCGGCCGCGACACGUUCAACGCGAUUGUGAAAGACGCCGCCACGAAGCGCCGCGCCAUGUACGACUCCUUCCUGCAGAGCGUGCACUUGCUCGACAACAUGGAUGCCUACGAGCGCGGCAAAGUCGCUGACGCACUCCGAACCGAAUUCUUCACCGACGGCGCGUUCAUCGUCCGACAGGGCGAACCCGGUGACGUCUUCUACAUCGUCGAGGAAGGCAGCGCCGUUGCCACCAAGGCCUUUGGCCCCGACCAGCCUGCCAUCGAAGUCAAGAGAUAUCAGGCUGGUGACUACUUCGGUGAGCUCGCGCUCAUCAACGAUGAACCGCGCGCGGCGAACGUCAUCGCACAGGGCCUCUGCAAGGUCGCGUGCCUAGACAGAAAAUCGUUCAAAAGGCUCAUGGGCUCGGUCCAAGACCUCCUCAACAAGAAGGCCUCCGAGUACAAGAAAGAAUCGGGCGAAGCCUGA